UUUUUUUGUGUUUUUUCCUUUUUCCAGAAAGUCAGCGAGAAGGUCGGCGGAGCGGAAGGAACCAAACUAGACGAUGACUUCAAAGAAAUGGAAAAGAAGGUGGACGUCACCAGCAGAGCGGUGUUGGACAUCAUGACCAAAACUACAGAAUACCUACAACCGAAUCCAGCCUCCAGAGCCAAGCUGAGCAUGAUCAGCACCAUGUCCAAGAUCCGGGGCCAGGAGAAGGGACCCGGGUACCCGCAGGCCGAGUCCGUCCUGGGGGACGCCAUGCUGAGGUUCGGACGCGAGCUGGGGGACGAGUCCAGCUUCGAGGGAGUGGAGAGGAGACACCAUCUGAAGAAGAUGGAGGGCCGGCGUCUGGACUUCGACUACAAGAAGAAGCGCCAGGGCAGAGGCGUCCAGGACGAGGAGCUGAAGCAGGCGCUGGAGAAGUUCGACGAGAGCAAAGAGGUCGCGGAGCAGAGCAUGUUCAACCUCCUGGAGAGCGACAUAGAGCAGGUGAGCCAGCUGGCAGCGCUGGUCCAGGCCCAGCUGGAGUACCACAGCCGCUCGGCCGAGAUCCUCCAACAGCUCGCCAGCAAAAUGGAGGACAGGAUAAAGGAAGUGUCCAAUAAACCGAGGAAGGAGUUCACCCCCAAACCCCGGAUGACUCUGGAGCUGCUGCCGUCCAGCGAGAGCCACAACGGGGGGAUCCACUCCGCCAAGUCCCCCGGAAGAUCACCAGCCCCCCUGGACCAGCCGUGUUGCCGAGCGCUCUACGACUUUGAGCCGGAGAACGAGGGCGAGCUGGGCUUCAAAGAGGGCGACGUCAUCACGCUGACCAAUCAGAUCGACGACAACUGGUACGAGGGCAUGAUCAACGGCCAGUCGGGCUUCUUCCCCAUCAACUACGUGGAUAUCCUGGUGCCGCUCCCCCAUUAGUCCCCCCCCACCCCACCCCCCCAGACCCUUAAACCCCUCCACCAAUCCAUACUUCUUCUCCCUGUGCUUUUUGUGCGAUUCUGCUUUCACAAAAAACAAAAACGAGGCAGUGGGACGGCGAUGAAAAGAGGAUUUUUCUAGUGUGAGAGAUGCAGUGAGGAGGGAUUUGAAAGAGGAAGACAAGACGCAGAGAUGAUGAUGAUGAUCUUCGUACACCGCUCACUCAGCCGGGCGGCACCGGGAACCGAUGAGGCGUUGGAGACUUAAAGGCACGGUGUAUGUGUACGUGCAUGUGUGUGUGUCUGUACGUGCGUUUUGACUUGUUGUCUCGCUCUAUUAUGACCGAAGCCCCCGCUUGUCUGUUGACAACUUUGUUUGUGUCUUUUCUUCUCUUCUUGAAGGGUUAAUUCAGGUUUUUUUUUUUCAACAUGGACUCUCUCGUUUUUGUCGUGUUUUUGUGUCUCAGUGUGCGAUGGGAGCAAUCUGCUUUGAAAUUGGUCGGGUCUUAAGCAAGAUGGAAUUGCAAUGUAACGUUAAAUGAGCAAUUUCCUUGAUUUGCGUGCACAAAAAGUUCAGUUUUGGCCGCUGACAGACUCAGAUUAUUAUUCUAAGUGUCUGAUAGCAUAUUGGAAAGCAUCCCUACAGAGAUAGAGCUUUUGGUUAAAGAGUAAGAUCCUUUUUGUUUAACAUGAAACCGCUCCGAAAUCGCCAUCACCAAACCCACCAGACUCCAUGUAAAUUAUCAGCAAUUUUAUUAUCGUAAAACACACUUCAUUCAAAGUCGAGAGAAACAAAAUAAAAACAUAAAAAGCCGUCUUGGUUCAUCUUUGCACUGUUUCCUACCAUCGCCACUCUGGAUUGGUUGAAUUACACCCUUUAUUCACUAAUUUACAUGUGAAAAUAUGCUGUUUCUAGACACGCUAAAAGUAGUGAUUAUUUACAUGGAGUCUGGUGGGUUUGGUGAUAGCGAUUUCAAAUGUGUUUCUGCUUGAACAAAAAGGAUCUUACUUUAUAAAAAAAAAGAGGUCUAUCUCUGUAGGGAUCCUUUCCAUAAUCUUGUCAAACACUUAGAAUAAUAAAAUGAGUUCCCAUCAGUCACUUGGACACCAAUGCAUGGGAAGGUAGGGUCCAGUUUUUAAAAAAA
Molecule: messenger RNA, 2068 nt
Organism: Etheostoma spectabile (orangethroat darter)
Lineage: Eukaryota; Metazoa; Chordata; Actinopteri; Perciformes; Percidae
Product: endophilin-A1
Exons: 8
Coding region: 88-924 (278 amino acids)
Biological process (GO): synaptic vesicle uncoating
Cellular component (GO): presynapse; cytoplasm; glutamatergic synapse
Molecular function (GO): protein binding
Source: RefSeq, a predicted model, not a curated record